Messenger RNA from Polistes dominula (European paper wasp), 3058 nucleotides. It is a transcript of the gene Fatp1, whose product is annotated as Fatty acid transport protein 1. Gene Ontology annotation, cellular component: endoplasmic reticulum membrane; plasma membrane. The record is from RefSeq and is a predicted model, not a curated record. Gene Ontology annotation, biological process: long-chain fatty acid metabolic process; long-chain fatty acid import into cell. NCBI's taxonomy places the organism in Eukaryota, Metazoa, Arthropoda, Insecta, Hymenoptera, Vespidae. Gene Ontology annotation, molecular function: long-chain fatty acid transmembrane transporter activity; long-chain fatty acid-CoA ligase activity.
UCCAUAAGUGCGAUGGUAUUGAUUAUUUUCGUUAAUAAGAAGUUAUCGAUUAUUACAUGUUUAUGAGCUUGUUAAAUCGGUUUUGUAUUUUUGAUAAUUAAUUAGUGUGCAUGUUUUAUAUUUUUCUCUUUUUCUUCUUCUUAUUCUUCUUCUUCAAGAGGAUCAAUUUUGUCAAAUAAUAUAAUUUCUAAGAUGUCUACCAAUAACGUUGGAAAUGGGAAUCAUGUAGCACCGAUAGUAUCGAACACGAUCGAUGAUAAAAUUCGCGAUGUAGAGAGGGGCAAGGUCCAUAGAAGAGUAGGGGAAUCAUUGAACCGAUCCCAGUCAACGCCGAUGACAGCAGCAACCACAUCAGUACAUUCAGUUCAGAAUAUAAACCAGGUGAUAGUCAAUCUUGGUGAGGAGAAAGAGGAAGAAGAAAAACAAGCAGAAUUGGUGGACGUUGUUACGUUAUCCAGUAAUAAAAAAGAUACAUUGGAAGAAGACGACAAAACGACACGUGGCGAAUGUAGAACUGCAACAGCAGCAGCAGCAUCAACAACAACAACAACAAACCGUUGUCAAAGAAUCAAACGUUUUCUUCGACAACUAAUCCUAGUUAUGUUGUUAAUAACAUUUGUCGCUGCUUUAUUGGCCUUUUUGACUCUUUACAUCGGUCACAUGUUUCUUCUUCAACUUUUUGUCGUUGUAAUUGUUGCAUACUUCGUUGCCGGAGGUCGUCUAAAAUGGUUCUAUGUUUUCUUUCGUACAAUACCUCGUGAUUCCAAAGCUUUACAAAGAUUUCUUAAACUUCUUUGGUUAAUUCGUGGUCAUGAAAAAAAUAAUAGAAGUGUUGUUGAUAUAUUUCGACAACACGUUGCUCGGCAUCCGAACAAAGUAUGCAUUAUAUUUGAAGAUCAAGAAUGGACGUUUCAGCAAUUGGAAGAUUUUAGUAACAAAGUAGCAACUACCUUUAAAAAUCAUGGUUAUCGGAAAGGAGAUGUGGUGGCAUUGAUGUUGGAAAAUCGGCCUGAUUUUGUUGGAAUUUGGCUUGGUUUGAGUAAAAUAGGCGUAAUAACGUCAUUGAUUAAUAUUAAUCUGAAAAAAUUGUCUCUCUUACAUAGCAUCGAUGUUGCCAAUUGUCAAGCAUUAAUUUAUAGUUGUGAAUUUACAGAAGUCGUUGCGGAUAUUGCUAGCUCGCUCAAUGCUAAUGUGGCACUUUAUAAAUAUGGAACUGAGAUAAUGACUGAAUCUAUGCAUUUGAAAGCAAAAAAUCUAACGAAUAUUUUAUCGGAAGUUUCUACAUUGCCGCCAGUACAGCAAGACAAAAUAUCCUAUCAUGAUAAUUUAUUGUAUAUUUAUACUAGUGGAACAACUGGUCUUCCUAAAGCUGCUUUCAUAACUAAUUCAAGAUUUAUAUUCAUCGCUAGUGGAAUUAAUAUUGUAGCUAAUAUGAAAUCAUCUGACAUAUUCUAUACGCCGUUACCUUUAUAUCAUACCGCAGGUGGUGUCAUGACAAUGGGUCAAGCUCUAUUACACGGAAAUACCGUUGUGAUUAGAAAGAAAUUUUCUGCCAGUGCUUAUUUCAACGAUUGCAUCAAAUAUAAAUGCACGAUUGCACAGUACAUAGGUGAAAUGUGUCGUUACAUUUUGGCAGUACCAGCUAGACCCGAAGACAAACAACACAAUCUUCGAAUGAUAUUUGGUAAUGGACUUAGACCACAAAUAUGGCGUCAAUUUGUAGAACGAUUUAAUAUACCUCAAAUUGUUGAAUUUUAUGGUGCGACCGAGGGUAAUGCAAAUAUCGUAAACAUCGAUAAUACUGUUGGAGCUAUAGGAUUCAUGUCACGAAUCGCUCCAUCGGCAUAUCCAAUAUCUAUUAUUAAAGUUAAUGAAGAAGGCGAACCAAUAAGAAAUGCUAAAGGAUUGUGUCAAGUUUGUGAACCUAACGAACCUGGUGUUUUUAUUGGAAAAAUAAUACCUAACAACCCGAGUAGAGCAUUUUUGGGAUACGUGGAUAAGAAAGCAUCUGAUAACAAAAUUGUACGAGAUGUUUUCACUAAGGGUGACUCUGCCUUUUUAUCUGGUGAUAUUCUGAUAUCAGACGAAUUAGGUUAUCUUUAUUUCAAAGAUAGAACGGGAGAUACGUUUAGAUGGAAAGGAGAAAAUGUUUCAACGUCCGAAGUUGAGGCUAUCAUUAGUAAUUUAAUAAACUAUAAUGAUUGUAUAGUUUACGGUGUUGAGGUUCAUGGUUCAGAAGGAAGAGCUGGUAUGGCUGCAAUUUGUGAUCAAAAUAAUACGUUAAAUCUAAAACAAUUAUCAGCCGAUAUUAAAGAUCAAUUACCAUUCUAUGCCAGGCCUCUGUUUCUUCGAAUAUUGUCGAAAGUUGAUCUCACGGGUACAUUUAAAUUAAAAAAAAAGGAUUUACAAGAUGACGGUUAUGAUCCCAAAAGAAUACAAGAUAAAUUGUAUUAUUUGGAUUCAAAAUUAGGAUAUCAAGAGUUAACGAAUGAAAUAUUUGAUCAAAUUCAAGAAGGAAAAAUUAAAUUAUAAAAUUAUUUGAACAAAUGAUAUUAAACAUCUCUAGCUUGUUGAAUGAAAUAUUAUCUGCAAAGUGUGUAAAUGCUCUUCUAUAUAUGCUACAACAAUGAGUGCAUUUUGACUGUAAUAAAUCUUUCUAUUUAUUAUUUUCCGCACAAAUGGGGAGAACGUUAAACAAAUCACUCUUGUUCUUCCUAAAUUUAGAGAAGAGAAUGAGAAUGAGAAAGAGAGAGAGAGAAAGAGAGACAUUUUUGCUUAUUUAUAUUUGUAUAUAGCAAUUUAAUUUGAAUGAAAAAAUACAAUUUAUCAAAAAAAAAAGAAAAAAAACAACCUCAAAAGCGUAUCAAUAGCUUAUCAAAGUGACCUUAUUAAGGUCUAUUAUUUUUUUAUCCUGAAUAGCAGUACUAGCAUUUAUUUAUAAAAUAUUUCUUACGAUGGGGUGUAUUUAUAUAUGGUGUAUAUUUACGGCAGAUUAUAAUGUGAUGACAACUUUUAAUUGUUACUUGUUACUUUUUAGAAUAAAAAUUUUCUAUUUUAA